Triticum turgidum subsp. durum (durum wheat) is the source of this 234-nucleotide messenger RNA. The record is from the annotation of a GenBank genome assembly. Lineage: Eukaryota; Viridiplantae; Streptophyta; Magnoliopsida; Poales; Poaceae.
AUGGCCUUACAUUGCUACACACCUCUGCUGAAGCCCCAACUGGCCCAAGUCUCGGUCAACCCUUCCAUUAACACGAUACAGAUUCCAGAGUCAGUGCUCCGUCCCUCUGCUAAAGCCCUAACUGGCCCAUGUCUCGGCCAGCCCUUCUCUAAAUCGAUGCAGAUUGCAGGUUAUGGAACUGCACUUGCAAUGGUAGCAGGAACGACCUUGCUUGGGCGACCUUCUCUGUUAUGA